AUGACUCUGUGUCGAAUGGUCAACGAUUCCCUGCACUGGUAUAUGCAAGAACUCUCUUCUCGUAUAGUGGCUGAUUCACAAAUACCUACAGACAGACACCAUAUUGGCAAAUUGAUCUUUCAGAGUAUGAAGGACGAUCUAGACUUUUUGGUCCAGAUCGAUGGAGCCACGGACGAGGUCGAGACAGCCGCAUCAUUAUUAAGAAGGACCGUGCGCUGUGCGACCAGUUUCAGGAACAUGGGGCUGGAGCCUGGUGACGUUAUAACACUAAUGGCACCAAACCAUAUAGAUUUGGCAGUUCCUUUGUACGCGGCUUUGUACCUUGGGGUCAUUAUUGCCGCUGUGGACAGAACUCUAACUAUACAGGAGUUACAACAUACUUUUGACAUGUCUCAGUCGAAGAUAAUAUUCUGUCAAAGUGAAAAGGCCCCAGAUGUCCAACUAGCGUUAAACAACCUGAACGCGGAUUCGCACAUCGUCACGUUUGACAAAGGAGACUAUUUGGUCAAUUUCGAAGAGUUCUUGGACAAGUACGGAGAUGACACUACGGUAGAAGAAUUCAAGCCAACAGAUUUCGACCCAGAAGAAACGAUUGCGUUUCUUAUAGCUACAAGUGGAACAACUGGCCUUCCCAAGGCCGCCGCCGUCACACACACAAAUCUUGCCAUCUCUACUCCUAACAUUAUGCUCCGACACAACCAUUUCCCAGGACCUACUCGUCUUGCUCUGAUUGGUUCACCGCUGCAGUGGUUGACAGCGAUAAUAAACUUUGUCCUUUCACCAAUUUUGCGAUACACGAGACUUCAAACUUCGGAAACUCUGACACAAGAACAUUGUUACUUUCUUAUCAAUAAGUACAGGCCAACCUUCACAAUAUUGAGCCCCACUAUGAUGACAAACCUUAUGAGGCCUGGAGACCGGGAUAAGUGUGAUUUUACUUGUUUUGAGACAGUUUUUCUAGGUGGCAGCGCUGUACCGCAAAACCUUAUUGAUGAAUUCAAGAUGCUGUCACCCAAUGCCGAUGUACUCAAUACAUUUGGCAUGAGUGAAUUGUGUGGUGUGGCUUUCCAUGGUGAUAACCAGGCUCUAGGUGCUUGUGGAAAACCAUUAAGCUGUUUUCAGUACAGAAUAGUCAACGUUGAAACAAUGGAGGAUAUUUAUGAACCUAAUGAGCCAGGUGAAUUGUGGAUGAAAGGACCUGGUAUCUUUAAGGGGUACUACAGAAAUGACGCUGCUACAGAAGAGACGUUUGCUGAGGGACGAUGGUUUAAAACUGGUGACACUUUCUACAGAGAUGAGAACUGGAACUUCUUUUUCGUGGACAGAUUGAAGUUGCUACUGAAGUAUAAAAAUAAUCAGAUAUCACCAGUGGAGGUAGAAAAAAUUAUACACCAACAUCCUGGCGUACUGGACGUAGCUGUGACAGGCAUACCAGACCCUGAGUUUGGAGACCUUCCCGUCGCCUGUGUUGUACCAAAUCCUGGAUUCGAACUAACAGCUACAGAAGUCAAGGACUGGGUGAAAGAACACCUUUCAGACGCAAAGCAAUUGAGAGGGGGUGUGAUAUUUGUUGAUGCAAUACCAAUGACUGCAUCUACAAAAGUACACAGGAGAAAACUAAAAGAAAUGGCUCUGGAACUGCCACGGGAGUGA
Arctia plantaginis is the source of this 1653-nucleotide messenger RNA. Lineage: Eukaryota; Metazoa; Arthropoda; Insecta; Lepidoptera; Erebidae. The record is from the annotation of a GenBank genome assembly.